Acaulospora colombiana is the source of this 522-nucleotide messenger RNA. The record is from the annotation of a GenBank genome assembly. Lineage: Eukaryota; Fungi; Glomeromycota; Glomeromycetes; Diversisporales; Acaulosporaceae.
AUGCAGGGAAGGAUCAGUCAGCAGGCUAGUCUAAUAGGGGCUGUCAAAUCCUUACCUAUCGAAGGCGUUCAGGUCGCACACUUCGCAUCGCGAGCAGCAACCCUGCUCGAAAAGAACCUGGAUAAGGUUCGCGAGAUGCUGAAGAAAGAAGCGUCAGACUUAUGCAAAUCUGCUGAAGAUACCCCUCUCCCACCUCUUCGAGCAAUCAACCACCGUACUCCCCUCAAAGACGAGUCCAUCAUUUCCCAACGUCUCAUACUGGAGCACCUUGCUCAUCGAACCUUCCGUACCCAUCAUGAAUGCUCCCAAAGAUCUCUACAAACCUCCCAUCGUAAAGAGUGUUCCUCUGUCUCUUGCAUCCAAAAACCUGUCCAAUCCUCUGCCGUCGCCAAACAUCCCCCCACCUCUAUUCCAAAGACUAGUGGUACCUCCAGCAUCACCAAUAUACACGCCCUGAUGUCGUUGUUCCCAAUGCCAUCGAAAAAGAUUAUAACCAACCAGCAUGCUCUCUUAGUAUCAUAG